GCCACCCUGCCCUCACAGAUGGAACGAUCUGCGGCGUGAGCACGGAGCUCGGAGCGGACAAGGGCGAGAAGGGGCGACCGCAGCAGGUGGAAACCUGAUCGCGAGCCGGCGAGCGAGAAGAAAGUACCUGAGCACCGCUCCUCCUCCGCCCUCUCGGCUAACGAGAACUACUUUUACCCUCGUGGUAAAAGAGACUUAAGGGAAGGUGGAGGCGAUCUGUUUCGUUAGGAGGGCUGCAGGGAAAUUCUGACCAGAGCAAGCCGCCGCCCGGUACACCGAGCAGAGCCAUCCUGGGCUUCUGAAGAUAAACGCUUUCCGGAGAAUUCCAGCUGGAGUCGCUGGUACAGUUCUAUUUUUGUAUUUAGAUAUAUAUGUUCUUUGCCUUCCAUUUAAAAAGCACGGCCCUUGUUUGUUAGCAGUGACACGUGUGACUCUCGUUUGCUGUCACUUUUAGAGCCUAGGAGCGCUCGCUCUCCGUUUCUGAAAAGGGCGUUCUAAUUGGAAACUUGUUUUUCCGCGUAUCUCUGCAUUUAUACGCACGAGCGUUUAGAAAGAGACUGCUCUUUUUAGCUUUUGGUGGUCGGAACCCUACGGAGAAAGAUGGAAAAGGGAACCCGACAGCGAAACAACACCGCGAAGAACCACCCGGACCGCGGAUCUGACACCAGCCCUGAGGCCGAGGCUAGCUCGGGAGGGGGCGGAGUAGCCCUGAAGAAAGAGAUCGGAUUGGUCAGCGCCUGUGGUAUCAUUGUAGGGAACAUCAUUGGCUCCGGAAUCUUCGUCUCACCAAAGGGUGUGCUGGAGAACGCUGGCUCGGUGGGCCUUGCUCUCAUUGUCUGGAUCGUGACGGGUGUCAUCACGGCUGUGGGAGCUCUCUGCUAUGCUGAACUAGGUGUCACCAUCCCUAAAUCUGGAGGUGAUUACUCCUAUGUCAAGGACAUCUUCGGAGGACUGGCUGGGUUCCUGCGGCUAUGGAUUGCUGUGCUGGUGAUCUACCCCACCAACCAAGCUGUCAUCGCCCUCACCUUCUCCAACUAUGUGCUGCAGCCACUCUUCCCUACCUGCUUCCCCCCUGAGUCCGGCCUGCGACUCCUGGCUGCCAUCUGCCUGUUGCUGCUCACAUGGGUCAACUGCUCCAGUGUCCGAUGGGCCACCCGGGUUCAAGAUAUCUUCACGGCUGGGAAGCUCCUGGCCCUGGCUCUGAUCAUCAUCAUGGGUGUUGUGCAGAUAUGCAAAGGAGAAUUCUUUUGGCUGGAGCCAAAGAAUGCAUUUGAGAAUUUCCAAGAACCAGACAUCGGCCUCGUCGCUCUGGCUUUCCUCCAGGGCUCCUUUGCCUACGGAGGCUGGAACUUCCUUAAUUACGUGACGGAGGAACUUGUGGAUCCUUACAAGAACCUUCCUAGAGCCAUCUUCAUUUCCAUCCCACUGGUCACAUUUGUGUACGUCUUUGCUAAUAUCGCCUAUGUCACUGCAAUGUCCCCCCAGGAGCUGCUGGCCUCAAAUGCAGUCGCUGUGACUUUUGGAGAGAAGCUCCUAGGGGUCAUGGCCUGGAUCAUGCCCAUUUCCGUCGCCCUGUCCACAUUUGGUGGAGUCAACGGUUCCCUCUUCACCUCCUCCCGGCUGUUCUUUGCUGGAGCCAGAGAAGGCCACCUUCCCAGCGUGUUAGCCAUGAUCCACGUGAAGCGCUGCACCCCAAUCCCAGCACUGCUCUUCACAUGCCUCUCCACCCUGCUGAUGCUGGUCACCAGUGACAUGUAUACACUCAUCAACUACGUGGGCUUCAUCAACUACCUCUUCUACGGGGUUACAGUUGCAGGACAGAUAGUCCUUCGCUGGAAGAAGCCUGACAUCCCCCGCCCCAUCAAGAUCAGCCUGCUGUUUCCCAUCAUCUACUUGCUGUUCUGGGCCUUCCUGCUGAUUUUCAGCCUGUGGUCAGAGCCAGUAGUAUGCGGCAUUGGCCUUGCCAUCAUGCUGACGGGUGUUCCUGUAUACUUCCUGGGUGUCUACUGGCAACACAAACCCAAGUGUUUCAAUGACUUCAUUGAGUCCCUAACUCUAGUGAGUCAGAAGAUGUGUGUGGUCGUGUAUCCCCAGGAGGGGGACUCGGGGACCGAGGAAACAAUUGAUGACGUAGAGGAACAACACAAGCCUAUCUUCCAGCCUACUCCUGUCAAGGACCCAGACUCGGAGGAGCAGCCCUGAAGACUGCCAGCCUUUAACUGGCCACCCCCCCUUCAUCCUUUCUGCCCUGUAUCCCUGCCUAGGUCCCCCCAACACACACACACACACACACACACACACACUCACACACACACACACACACACACACACACACACACACACACACUUCUGUUAGGCAGGGGCAAGACCUGGGUGUCCACAGCGAGACAUUCUAAACAAAGACCCUGACCUUUGUACCCAAAGAACCUGCUUCCAGCACCAAGGCCCAUGGUCAAGGUCAGUGCACCGGGACCUGCACACACCCUAAGGUUUAGAGGAGAGUGGAGGUGCCAUUGGUACCCUACAGGGCCUUUCCUCCUGGGCCCAUGCUCUUUAGGUGCCUCUAAGAAACCUGGGUUCACUACUGUUUCUUCUCCCUAACCCUGAGCCCAGGCAAAGCCUCCACUGGAAAAAAGGUAGCAUCCCCAGUGAGUUAGUUGGGGAAGACAACUCAAAUUGUCACCAUUAACAGUCAGCUGGGGAGACUCAGAUGUGGCUUCAUUCACCAGGGAGCCAAAAGGCAGAGGGCUCACUUCUCUUUGCCUUCUGCACUCUGUACUACCACGGCUCCACUGCCCAGCCUCGACCUGAGACCCACAAAGUUCCCUUUCAGGAUGCCUCUUCCCCACAGAGCUAAGGACCAAGAAGGAGGACUGCCCCCCUCCCCCCCAGCUCUCAGCCAGGCUUGUGGAAUAUAUAGGGAAAGGCUCAGACUGCAGAAGCCAAGCCCUGCCCCACCCCUGCCCCUGCCUCCUGUCCUCUUGUGGUGCCAAAGCUCCCUGAAGCAGAAAAACUUCUUAUAUUCAGUCUAACAGACCUAUCUCUCUUAAGGGCAAAGCGACUCAGCUCCUCCCUGUCCCCCUGUGUGAAAGAAAGAGCAGUAGCCCUCUUCUCCCAGCAGCUCUGCCCACUCACAGAUCUGCCUGCCGUCCUCCUCUUUCCUCCCCUGGACCUUGGCUCAAGGACCAGGUAUGAAGGAUCCCCCAAGUCCUUCAGGCCUGAAGUAAGAGUCAACCCAGCCUUAAGUCAUCUCCCAUCCAAGAACUGGGUCUAAAACGUUCCCCAUUUCUAACCUUCAAGACAGACCUGAUGUUAAAUCCUUCCCUGGAAGGAAGGGUGCUUUCCCCCUUCCCAGGGGUGCUCAUCCCUCACCCUGGGGAGACCAUGUUGGUGAGGUAGGGGGAGAAUGUUUUCUGAAGGCCAGUUCCUCUCCCCUCCUCCAGCUCAAAACAAUCUCACCGUCCUCCUGCCAUCCCAUUUGGGACAAGAUGACAGGAUGGCACUCACUUUGGAGACCUCAGAAAAGCCCCUUCCAGGAGAGCUGCUGGUCUGUGCUGUACAGGAAGGGUGACAGCAUCUGCCUUCUCCUGGCAGCCUCCACACCUGCUGUGCUUAGGACAGGAUCCUUUGAUCACAAAGCAGAACCCUAAUCCUGUUCCAUCUACUCAAACUGGAACACCCAGGGGCCUUUUCCUGGUCUCCCAACUUCCCACCUAGCUCACCCUACCCCUAACUGGUGAGAGGCUGAGUUUGGGCUGAAUUGUGGCCCUUCAGAAUACAGUCCAGGCAGGCUGUGGGGCCUCUGGGGGGGCCAGGGACCACCCCUCUACCCCUUUCCUCCCAUUCCUUCAGCCUGCACCUGCCCCUCCUUGAAUUAUUGUCUCUCUCUCUCUUUUUUUUUUUAAGUGGAUGCCUUACUUUUUGGAUAACUAUUUUUGAAGCUGGUAUUUCUAUUUCUUUUGGAUUUUUUAAUGUAUGGUGGUUUGGGGGCAGAGCUAGAACCUUAAUCGUCUGUCGCUGAGUUCAUUUAGGUUUUAAAUUUUAUUGGUUUGUUUUAUGGAGUAUUUUCUUUUCUCGUAAUAAAAUUUUAAAUGGAAAUGAA
Rattus norvegicus (Norway rat) is the source of this 4102-nucleotide messenger RNA. It is a transcript of the gene Slc7a8, whose product is annotated as solute carrier family 7 member 8. The transcript is spliced from 11 exons. Gene Ontology annotation, biological process: tryptophan transport; L-leucine import across plasma membrane; thyroid hormone transport. Gene Ontology annotation, cellular component: basolateral plasma membrane; plasma membrane; membrane. Bases 601 to 2202 code for a protein of 533 amino acids. The record is from RefSeq and is marked provisional. Gene Ontology annotation, molecular function: neutral L-amino acid transmembrane transporter activity; L-amino acid transmembrane transporter activity; antiporter activity. Lineage: Eukaryota; Metazoa; Chordata; Mammalia; Rodentia; Muridae.